Cyprinus carpio (common carp) is the source of this 3796-nucleotide messenger RNA. Its product is annotated as protein orai-2-like. The record is from RefSeq and is a predicted model, not a curated record. Gene Ontology annotation, cellular component: membrane. Gene Ontology annotation, molecular function: store-operated calcium channel activity. Gene Ontology annotation, biological process: store-operated calcium entry. NCBI's taxonomy places the organism in Eukaryota, Metazoa, Chordata, Actinopteri, Cypriniformes, Cyprinidae.
CGCAAAGAUGAUUUCAGUCCAGCUGUGCAGUGUGAUCGGUGAUGCUUUUAUAUCGUGUACUUGUGCUGGUCUGGAAGGGAAGUUGAAGUGUGUGCUGAGAAACACAUCUUUGGCCUGGCGUUCAUUGUGCUCCGAUUUGCAAGUUAAUAAGUCGACCUCACAGAAACACACCUUGUUUUGACGUAACGUUGUAUGUUUGCACAGCGGCUGUUCACUAACAACCUUUUUUCCUGCAGUUUUAUUCUGGUCCCAAGCGUCUGACGUGGCGCUCAUUUAAAUAACCAACACACCGCAGCUACAUUCAUCUGUGAAAAUAACCACACGCUGUUGUAAGAAUGUGGAAAGCAUGUGAAAUGUAUUGUGGCUCAACUGUAUGAUCUGACUUGAGAAGAAGGUGCUAAAAUAUUGCGGAAAUACCAUUGUUACAGUGAUGGUGUCAGAUAGUAGCAUUAUGAAUCUUUGAUAUGCAAGGUUGCGAAGUCAUUACCAUAGUUAUGUUCCAUGAUAUUCACAUGCUACUGUAAAAUACUACACCUGGAAAUAUAUCAGCUUCCUGUAUUCAGUUAGUUGGCUUAAUCUUGUUGGUAUUCACAGUACUUUUAUUCUGUUUUUGAUGACACAACUCAUUCUGUGUAUCACUUAGGAGGUUAGAAAGAUUAAUAGUCAUUCUUCCUCAUAAAGGAGUCGGGAACCAGUAAAUGAAACAUGCUCUUCUCUGUUUAAAUGGUUAACACGUGUGUAGACAGUCUCUGUCUACAGCAGAGAGUGUAUUUUUUUGUCUAGGCCCCUGGCUGGGCCCCUGAUAAUUUUUAAAAUAACAUUUAAAACAUGUCAACUGGGCCUUUUGAAUUGCUUCCGCCUUAAACACUAUAAGCUACAGCCCUAGACUUGCAUGAGGUAGAUCAGAAAGGAUAUUUUUUUCUAUUUUCUAUUUUACCAGGCUGUAGUAGAAAACAAUGCAAUACAGAUGCUGAGAUGCACUAUAUUUGCUUUCAGUGCAAUUAAAAGCGAGUAUGUCUGAUGCAGAUGUCUGUGAGGAUGAAGAUAAGACUAGAGUUAUUGUGUGAGCAGUCAGGGAAGAAAAAGAUCUCCGCCUGCAAGAUAUCAGGAUCUGUUGUUGGGGUUUUAGUUUAGAGAUGUGUGAUGAAAACCAGUCCUAAAGCAGGGCAAGGCCAAUCAGUUACUAUGAGCAGUGAGCUCAGUGUGCCAAUGGGCUCCCCCGCGCCCGGGGGCUCAGACCGGGUGCAGGAUGGCGGUGGGAUGGACUACAGGGAUUGGGUUCGGCGCAGCUAUCUGGAGCUGGUCACCUCCAACCACCACUCGGUCCAGGCUCUCUCAUGGAGGAAACUCUACCUCAGCAGGGCCAAGCUCAAAGCCUCCAGCCGAACCUCAGCCCUGCUGUCUGGCUUUGCCAUGGUGGCCAUGGUGGAGGUGCAGCUGGAGAUGCAGUACAACUACCCCCGGCUCCUGCUCAUUGCCUUCAGUGUGUGUACCACAGUGCUGGUGGCCGUCCACCUGUUCGCCCUCCUCAUCAGCACCUGCAUCCUGCCCAACGUGGAAGCUGUCAGCAACAUCCACAAUCUCAACUCCGUCUCCGAGUCUCCCCACGAGAGGAUGCACCACUAUAUUGAGCUGGCCUGGGGCUUUUCCACCGCUCUGGGGAUCCUUUUGUUCCUGGCAGAGGUGGUGCUCCUCUGCUGGAUAAAGUUCUUGCCGGUUGACUCUGGGGCACAACCUGCGUCAGUCCUGGCAGCCCUCAAGCAGAACUGCAGCUCUCCUGCGGUUCAGCCCGGCCACAGCGGCUGGCAGGCGGCUUUGGCCUCCACCAUCAUCAUGGUGCCGGUUGGAUUGAUCUUUGUGGUGUUCACCAUUCACUUCUACCGCUCGCUAGUGCGGCACAAAACAGAGCGGCACCAUCAAGAGAUCGAGGAACUGCACAAAAUCAAGGUGCAGCUAGACGGCCACGAGCGAGGCCUGCAGGCGGUGUGAGAUCCAGGGAUGCUCUUCGUUUGCAUCGCUUGACUCUUCAAGCUUACAAGCACAUUUAAACUCCUGCUUGAGUCUUUCGUGUUUAUUUUCUGUUUUCUUCUGCGACGAAAUGCGUUGUUACCUAGUGGGAGGAUUACUUGUGUAGAAACUGAGAUUGACUUACAGAGAAAAGGCGCACAUUUACAAGAUUUCUACCGCAAGGGCUAUUUAUUUUGUAUUUCUUUAGGCUGUCGGUCAGUUGGACUUGUUUUUGAGUACCAUUUUCUGUUUCCAUGCCUCUAAAUAUACAAAAAUGGAUAUCACAGAGUGGCCUGCUUUAAUAUUGUUUGCCUUUUUCUCUUCCUUUUAUGGUGCCAUCCUGGAUUGAUAGUGUGCCACAGAUAAUGAGACCAAAUGAGUUGGUCUUGGAUCCAUGAUGGAUCAAAGCUGCCAGAGUCACUGCCAGAGUCUCUUUAACUGCAAUAUCCAGCUUUUAUAAUGUACAUGCCUCUUUGAGCUUCAGUUGAAAGUGAUAGUUCACUCAAAAAUGAACAUUGUCAUCAUUAAUCACCAUCAUGUUGUUUCUUCCAAAAGAAGAUAUUUUGAAUUGCUUUUGUCCAUACCGGGAAGGUCAGUGGUUCAAAACAACACUGGACUUUGUUGUCUUUCACUGUAUGGACGAAAUAGCAUGUAAGAAGGUGAUUAUGCAUUAUGUGAGGGCGAGUAAAUGACCAAAUGUUCAUUUCCCUUUAAGAAAACCGAAACGGAAAAAAAUGAGGCACCCUGUAUAGGUUGUCUGUGUUAGUAGUGGAUCUAUAAUACUGUAAUCUUCCAGCCUGCAGAGGAUUCAUCUUCAAUCUGUUACAGAAGUAUCGCUCGUACUAGGUCUAUAUGUAGUGCAGUAUUUUUAGCUUGGGUGUGAAAUGUAGACGCUUUAGCCAGACUCACUGCGCGCUUGUAUUUCAUUGAAGGUUUUGCAUGUGUGAUAUAAUGCACUGUUACUUAUCAAGCACAAAGAUGGAGUUUUUAUCCAUAUUUCACAAAAGGCCUAUUGAAUGUUAUUCCUGUGGGCUACUAGAAGUUUACAUGGUCGAUGUCAGUAACCAGGGUCAGUGAUGAUUUGCUCCAACAAAUGACUUUAAUGGGCAGUUAUUUAUAAAAAUACUUACGAAAGACAAAAAAGCUUUGCCGAGCUGAAACGGUUUAAUGUGAACCAAGUUGGCAGUCCUAUCAUCAAGCUCAAAAUAAUGUCUGAUAUUUAAGUCAAUUUGAGGAAAACAUUCCAGGGGGGAAAUGAAGUCGGACCAAUUUCUGCCUGCCUUAAAUACUUAAACUGACAAAAGUGCACUUGUAGUAUAGUCCAUGGAAAUGAUGUGUCCGGUGUGUUUUCGGAGUAUGCAGACUGAUUUUAUCUGCUGUUAUGGUUUGCUGCUUCAUUUCAUGCCUUAAGCAUUAAUUUAAUAAUAAGUUCAUGAGUCAGUUCUGUAACCAGGCAUAGUGAAGCACUACUCGUUUCAUAGCUCAGACAAGUGAACUUGACCACAAUCGUGUGUACUCUGCUUGUGGGGGCUUUAAAAAAAACAUUUUCUUUUUGUGGAUGUGUGGAAAAAUACUGUUAGUGUCAUUUUUGAUGCUUCUGUUGCUUUGUGCCACAAUAUAAAUAUAUAAACGCAUAUAAAAUGUGAGAGGUUUUUUUUUUUUUUUUUUUUGCAUUUAGAACAUGUAGCCGACUAUUAUCCAGUUAUUUUGUUGAGCAUGUCCUUUCACUCUGUCUGUACUUGUGUGUUAAUUUAUGUCAAUAAACGCAACUUAUUUUGUUUACUUCAAA